AUGCAGCUGCCGGCUGUGUGCUGCAGGGCCUGGCUGCUGCUGCUCGUCCUGCCCUGGGCCGGGGCUCAGGCAGCCGGCGGCGAGCACGGUGCGGAGCUGCGCUCCCUGCAGGACCUCCUGGAGGCGCUGGGGCAGCUGCGGGAGGAGGAGGGGCGGCCGGCUCUGGAGGACGAGCCGGAGGCUGGAGCUGAGGACGGCGGCCCCGAGUGGGACCUGCCGGGGACCCCCCUCCCGGCCCCCAGCCCAACCGAGCCAGCGGAGGGGCAGAGCCGGUGGAGGAGCCUCCUCUCCUCCUCCCGACGGAGGCACUUCUCCGGCUGCUUUGGGACGAGGAUGGAGAGGAUCGGCGCGCAGACGGGGCUGGGAUGCAACCACUACAGAGCCCGUUUCUGGAGGAGAGGGAGAAGCUGA
Molecule: messenger RNA, 411 nt
Organism: Cygnus atratus (black swan)
Lineage: Eukaryota; Metazoa; Chordata; Aves; Anseriformes; Anatidae
Product: natriuretic peptides A-like
Exons: 3
Coding region: 1-411 (136 amino acids)
Biological process (GO): receptor guanylyl cyclase signaling pathway; negative regulation of systemic arterial blood pressure; cGMP biosynthetic process
Cellular component (GO): extracellular region; nucleus; cytoplasm
Molecular function (GO): hormone receptor binding; hormone activity
Source: RefSeq, a predicted model, not a curated record